Molecule: messenger RNA, 4293 nt
Organism: Topomyia yanbarensis
Lineage: Eukaryota; Metazoa; Arthropoda; Insecta; Diptera; Culicidae
Gene: superdeath
Product: aminopeptidase N
Exons: 12
Coding region: 661-3861 (1066 amino acids)
Biological process (GO): proteolysis; peptide catabolic process
Cellular component (GO): cytoplasm
Molecular function (GO): zinc ion binding; peptide binding; metalloaminopeptidase activity
Source: RefSeq, a predicted model, not a curated record
ACCCGGCACGGAACGGUUAUGUUCUAGGAGUGAAGUUGCUGCGAGAAAAGUUUUUGAAUUUUGAAAAGUAGUUCAAGUUAUUUUAUCAGUUAGAUAAAAUAAUUUACCAUUUUGAUAUAAAUGCAACGGAGUAUUUUUUGUGCCUCAAGAGUUUAGAACAAAUCGAAUAUGCUAAGAAAAUGAGCUUUAUACGAUACGUAGAUGGUUGAUGGAAUAGUGUAACGUUAUCAUCACCACUCCACUUAUAUUUGAUCAGGCUAAUCGAAUUAGAAGAACAAGUUAAAGAAACUGCUUGUCUUAGUAUAAGAUGCAAAAGUGGAACCAUCGCCUGAAAGACAAAUUGCGCAUCCUUGAAGAAAUGAAAGUGUAAAUUAGAAUUGAUGCAUACAAGAGUUAUCAUAUCUCAAUCAACGACAAGCGACUCCCUGCAGAAUAUAGUUUGCUGCAUGACAAUUCCGAAGGAGACUUAAUCCAUCAUCAUCAAUUAGCUACAGCUCUGUAAUCAGUGAGAAAUAGCAAUACAUAGUGUUGGAUUGGAUCCUAGUGAGUUUUUGCUUCGCGUUCAUAACAAGGAAAAAAAACCGUUGCAAUAGUCCGCAAAGACGGCUAGAGAGAUUAUACCAAUGAAAUAACAAUUCAACGGACGGCAACCGGCUCAAGAUGAACAACAGCAAGAUGCAAAUACGGGAGAGCUUCACAGCGGAUGGCACGACUAGACCGUAUAGUGAAAAUCGGGGUUAUUUCAUCACGAGAAUGGCCCUUUUGACGACGGUGGCGAUAUUUAGCUGCCUGCUGGUGGGCACCGGUCUGCUCAUAUAUCAAUUUGCUGGCUGCCAAGAAGCGCCAGUACACGCCAGCAUAAGCGAUCAUCAUUACCACUUUGUGUCAAACCACACGCGGUUACAUCUCGACACAACCAGUUUGCCGGCUCCGAUCGACAUUAGCACCGUUCCCUUGACGACAAGCACAUCUUCUAGCAUCACCAUAGUUGACGGCGUCGAUUCUAAUGAAUCCAAGCAUCAAUCUAACAUUACCCUCAGCCAAUCAGAACCCGAAGAUGACAAUGUACGAUUACCCAGAUCAAUUGAACCGAUUGCGUACGACAUUCAAUUAAUCCCGUUCAUAUCUGAAGACAAUUUCACUUAUGUCGGCUCGAUUGAAAUAGAUGUGCUGGUGAAGGAGAACUGUGAUAACAUAACGCUUCACGCGGUUGCGCUUAAAAUACGCGAGGCACAUGUUCGGAGACAUGGGCAGGCUGGCAAUAAUGACAGUAACUAUACACGCCGGUACCGUACAAGCAGGGAAACAACAAGCGACGAUAAUCAACUAGCAGAUGAUGAUGACAAUUUCGCAGAUGACAAUGUCAGUGAUUUAGCGCAAAUCGAAAUAGAACGGCAGUUCAUUGUAGAUAGUAAACAAUUUUUUGUACUUAAACUAAAGCAAAUGUUGCAAGCUGGCGAGCGGUAUACGGUGCACAUCAAAUUCGAUGGAAUACUCAAUGAUUAUCUCCAAGGGUUCUACCGAAGUUCCUAUACCGUUAAGAAUGAAACAAGAUGGCUAGCCACAACUCAGUUUCAACCAACAGACGCCCGCCGUGCGUUUCCUUGUUUCGACGAACCUGCAUUGAAAGCACGGUUCAGCAUCAGUUUAGCGCGACCGCGACACAUGGUUUCAUUAUCUAAUAUGCCUAAAAUUAAGUCAUAUCCGGCCAGCGAAGAUGGAUUGGAAGACUAUAUGUGGGAUGUUUACCAACAAUCGGUUCCAAUGUCCACAUACCUCGUCGCGUUUGUAGUAUGUGACUUUGUCAAUCUGUCCUCCAAUAAUUUCGCUGUUUGGGCUCGGUCCGACGCUAUAAGCUCUGCUCGAUACGCUCUGGAUGUGGGGCCACAAAUUUUGAAGUAUCUGGAACAGUUCUUCGAUAUCAAGUAUCCCUUGCCAAAGAUGGAUAUGAUUGCAUUGCCGGACUUUAGUGCGGGAGCCAUGGAGAAUUGGGGUCUAAUAACAUAUCGUGAAACUGCCAUGCUUUACGAAGAGAACGUUUCAGCGAAUAGUAACAAACAACGAGUAGUCACAGUUGUUGCUCAUGAAUUGGCUCAUCAGUGGUUCGGAAACUUGGUAACCCCUACAUGGUGGACGGAUCUUUGGCUGAAUGAGGGAUUUGCGAGUUACAUGGAAUAUUUGGGCGUGGAUGCUGUCGAGCCUGCAUGGAAAUCCAUGGAACAGUUUGUAGUUAACGAACUUCACAAUGUAUUUUCGUUGGAUGCCUUGUCCUCUUCACAUCAAAUUUCAGUGAAGGUUCACAAUCCUGAAGAAAUCAAUGAAAUUUUCGACAAGAUCUCGUACGGUAAAGGAGCUGCAAUCAUACGGAUGAUGGAUCACUUCCUAACGGCUGAAGUGUUCAAGAAAGGGCUAACCAAUUACUUAAACGAAAAAAAAUAUCAAAGCGCCGAACAAGAUGAUCUUUGGAGGUAUCUCACAGAAGAAGCAAGGAACAGAGAAAUCUUCGAUGAUUCAACAACUGUGAAGGAAAUUAUGGACACUUGGACAUUACAGACGGGAUUUCCAGUCGUGAAAGUAACGCGAGAUUAUGACAGCAACAAUAUUGAGUUCUCUCAAGAGCGAUUCAUAUUCAUUGAACCAUCGAGCAAUUCAUCCGAUAAAAGUUACGAUAAACCUCUGUGGUGGAUUCCUAUUACAUAUACGACUCUUGGCGAAAGCAAUUUCAAUAAUACCAGGCCCUACGUUUGGAUGAAGGCAGAGGAGAAGCUUUUACUGCAGGAUACAGAUAUUCCCAAUCACGAUUGGAUUGUGGUGAAUAUUCAACAAACAGGUUAUUACCGAGUGAACUAUGAUCAGCGAAACUGGGACAUGAUUGCCAAUCACUUGAGAGACCGGCGGAAGUAUAAUACGAUUGCGCCAGCUAAUCGAGCACAACUAAUCGAUGACGCGCUUAACCUCGCUCGAGCUGGAUAUCUAAAUUAUAGUGUAUCGUUGAAUGUUACCAGAUAUCUAAUUCACGAAACGGAGUACGUACCGUGGAAAGCGGCCAUUGGUGCUUUGAACUUCAUCGAUUCUAUGUUGAUCAAAACAAGCAGAUACGAUAAGUUUAAAAAAUACUCUCUUCACCUGCUGAAACCGAUCUACGCAAAAGUCGGAUUUGACGAUCCUAAAGAUAGUCCCUUAUUGACGAUCUACAAACGAGUUGACGUACUUACAGCUGCCUGCCAUUUAGGCUACAGAGAGUGUGUGAGCAAAUGUGUUCAGAAAUUCUAUGAAUGGAUGCAUGAGAUCCAUCCUGACAUCAAUAACCCAAUUUCCCCAAACUUGAAGAAUAUUGUUUACUGUACGGCGAUAAAGUACGGUGAUCAAGCUGAAUGGGACUUCGCAUGGGAACGAUUCCAGAAAACGACAAUUUCUAGUGAGAAAGAAACGCUCUUAUCUGCUCUCGGAUGCUCGCGAGAGACGUGGAUUCUAUCAAGAUUUUUGGAAUUCUCUAUGACCGAUGAAUUCGGAAUUCGUAAGCAGGAUGUCUUCCGAGUAUUUCUCGCUGUAUCAAGUAAUGUUAUUGGUCAACCGAUUGCCUUCAACUAUAUUCGUAACAACUGGAAAAAGAUGAAAGAAUAUCUCGGAACAUCAAUGUCUAAUUUGAAUAUGAUCCUAAAAUUUUCGACAAAACGUCUGAAUACCCAGUACGAGCUUGAUGAAUUAAAAGAUUUUGCACAAACACACUUGAAAGAUACUGGAAGAGCUAUUCAGCAAGCUAUUGAAAGAGCACAAGCCAAUAUCUUAUGGAUGGACAUGAAUGCCGAUACAAUUAAUCAAUGGCUAAGUGAGGUUGAAUAUGAUCCCGAUGACAUAUAAGCAUGUAAGUAGUACAUUAGGGACACCGGUUAAAAUGGUUUCCAAACAUCGCAAGAUAUAUUACUGUACAUCCUACAUAAGUGUUCUAUAUUGUAACGCGCGCAACGAUAAAACACUUUUAUCAUAAGUUAGGUAAUAGUUUUAAAUGUAAAUGAACAAGACUGUAAAUAUUUUGGCAGGAGUUUGACCCAGAUCUACGGUAGGAAAUGUCUAGCAUAUCUCUAAACAAGGUCGUAUAUGGCAUCACGCAAAUAGCUCGUAGUAACAUCGACUUAUAUUGCCCAAGCUUACAGGAGUAUCGUUUACACAUCUCACUUACAUACCAAUGAAUGAUUGUUAGUCAAAAUUAGUGUCAAAGCUGUUCUAUUUUGCAAUAAUUUAAUUUGUACUUAAGAUAUUUAAAAGAAUGACGCGAAUUAUAAACUUUUGUAA